AUGAUCAUAUUUUACAAACUUUAUUCAUUGGAGGGACAAGGCCAAGAUAGGGCAAAACUGAGAGAGAGACCUCCUCUGCAGAAGAAUACUUUCAUGCUGGACGGAAAAACAGGAAUGAAGGAAGUUGAAAUUAAUACCAAUGUAAAUGGGAGUUGGGCCAAAUACUCUCUAAUGGGGGCCUCAGACUUAAUCACAUCGAAAAUCUUGAUAAACAAGACUGGGUAAGAGAAAAGAUUUUUUAAGAAUUUUCAAAUUGAUGCAUGUCAAAAUCCACAUUUUUUAUCAGAAAACUCGGUCAGAAUUUAAAGGGAAGGAUAUUUCAAUUUCAUACCUUAUACCAUCCAAGCAAAGAUAAUGAUACACAGAUUGGAUCAGUUUCCAGAUAGAGAGUCAUAGGUAUGCAGGAAAAUAAAAAAAACGUUGCAUCUUAUAAUAGAUGAAAUAGAUGUUUUCCACAACGAGCCAUUACAAAGAAGACAAAUUGACAACCUAGAAGUUUUACUAGAAAGAUAAGAAACCUGA
This is a messenger RNA of Paramecium octaurelia, 522 nucleotides long. The record is from the annotation of a GenBank genome assembly. NCBI's taxonomy places the organism in Eukaryota, Ciliophora, Oligohymenophorea, Peniculida, Parameciidae.